Messenger RNA from Mesocricetus auratus (golden hamster), 2106 nucleotides. It is a transcript of the gene Clcc1, whose product is annotated as chloride channel CLIC like 1. Gene Ontology annotation, molecular function: chloride channel activity. The coding region runs from base 80 to 1759 and encodes 559 amino acids. NCBI's taxonomy places the organism in Eukaryota, Metazoa, Chordata, Mammalia, Rodentia, Cricetidae. The transcript has 12 exons. Gene Ontology annotation, cellular component: endoplasmic reticulum; membrane. The record is from RefSeq and is a predicted model, not a curated record.
CCCCGGGCCCCGCCGCCCGCGGCUCAGCCAAUCAGUGGCGCGCGCGGGAAGGCCGCCCAGCCGCGGGCCGAGCGAGUCGAUGAGUCGGCGCUGGAUCCCGGAGCCCGCGCUCGGCGUCGGAGCUGUGUUCAGGAUGCUGUGUCGGCUGCUCCUUUGUGGAUGUCUUUUCCUGAUGACUGGUCAUGCUCAUGAUGAUGACUGGAUUGACCCAACAGACAUGCUUAAUUAUGAUGCCGCUUCAGGAACAAUGAGAAAGUCUCAGGUGAAAUAUGAUACAUUCGAGAAAAAGGAAGUGAGCCCUGACUUGUCAAAUGCAGAGGAAUUAAAAGACUGCUUGCACAGACUUGAUUCUUUAACUCACAAGGUUGAUGACUGUGAAAAGAAGAAAAUGAAAGAUUAUGAAAGUCAAAGUAAUCCUGUUUUUAGGAGAUACCUAAAUAAGAUAUUAAUUGAGGCCGACAAGCUUGGACUUCCUGAUGAAAACAAAGUUGGUGUGCGGUAUGAUGCUGAGAUUCUGCUUACAAGACAAACCCUGUUGGAGAUACAGAGGUUCCUCAGUGGAGAGGAGUGGAAGCCAGGAGCCUUGGAUGAUGCCUUAAGUGAUAUUUUAAUCAAUUUUAAGCGUCAUGAUUCAGAAGCAUGGAAGUGGCGAUUUGAAGACUCUUUUGGAGUGGAUCCAUAUAAUGCGUUUAUGGUACUAUUGUGUUUGCUCUGCAUUGUGGUGUUGGUAGCUACGGAAUUGUGGACACAUGUUCGCUGGUACACGCAGUUGAGACGAGUUUUUAUCAUCAGCUUUCUCUUCAGUUUGGGAUGGAAUUGGAUUUAUCUAUAUAAGGUAGCUUUUGCUCAGCAUCAGGCUAACGUUGCCAAGAUGGCACCAUUAAAUGAUGUGUGUGCUGAGAAGAUGGAUUGGACUGGAAGUCUCUGGGAAUGGUUUAGAAGUUCAUGGACCUAUAAGGAUGACCCAUGCCAAAAGUACUAUGAGCUAUUAUUAGUCAACCCUAUUUGGUUGGUUCCACCAACAAAGGCUCUGGCAGUUACAUUCACUAACUUUGUAACAGAACCAUUAAAGCACAUUGGAAAAGGAACUGGUGAAUUCAUUAAAGCACUCAUGAAAGAGAUUCCAGUGUUACUGCAGAUUCCGGUGCUGGUGAUUAUAGCAUUGGCUGUCCUGAGCUUCUGCUAUGGUGCUGGAAGGUCAGUUCCCAUGCUGAGACACGUGGGUGGUCCUGAAAGAGAACCUCCCCAGGCACUUGAGCCAGGUGACAGAAGACAGCAGAAGGAACCUGAAUAUAGACUCCAUGGUGGAGCAGGUGAUGCAGAUUUCUCUUACAGGGGCCAAGCUGGCUCCAUUGAGCAAGGCCCUUAUGACAAAACGCAUGCGUGUAAAAGAGAUGUUUUGAGACAGACAGACACUGAUGUGAGAUUUCACACUGGCAACAAGAGCCCUGAAGUGCUCCGGGCAUUUGAUUUACCUGACACAGAGGCACAAGAGCGUCCAGAAGUGGUACCCAGCCAUAAAUCAUCCAGCAUAAAUACAAACCUCAAAGAACUUGGUGAACUCCCAGGAGAAAGCACCCCAACAGAACACAGCUCUCCUGACAAGGCUGUCUCUGGCCAAGCUGCAGGGACUGUGGAAGGCUCACCCACAAAGAAGGCCCCGCUGAAGCUAGACUCUGAUGGCAGCCCACAGGGAGGCGCCACACAUAGCCCAUGUGCAGCAUGUCGGACUGAUCCUGUCAGCAGCCUGUGUGGCUAAGGAACAUGAAGUCAUCGUUGAAGUUUGUAAAAUGCCCAUUUGGGAAUGGAAUCUACUCUGACAGCUAGCAAAGCAGCAUGCUGCUCUUGAGUGAUGACAGCAAUUCAGGGAAGACUCAAUUAAAAACAAGGUGAACCUAUCAAGGCCAGUUUAUUGCAGAAAAGAGAGAAGGUUGUCUCAGUUUACUAGCAAGUAUCUGUCACUGACAUUAAAGCAUAUUGCAACUGGCUUUUAAGAAAAUAAGAACAGGAUAGGUAGCUGUUAAAAGCACUUUUUAAAAUGGAAUAAAUAACUUACAGGAUCUUAAGAACACUGUAAACACAAAAUAAACACUUAUUUUUACAUUA